CAUAAGAAAACAUUUUCUGCUGUUGCGUAACAAAAAGUAUAAAAGCCUUCCAGUAGAUCCAACCAUUUAUUUGUAUAUAUAUCUCAAAUUCAUAUAAAGUUGAUCUACUCCUGUGUUAUACAAUAGAAGAAUAGAAAUGUUAUGUUAGCCUUGCUUCACGUUGUAGACCUUCCAUAUCUGUUCUCUUAUUAAAUAAGUACAAUGAAAUCAGUGCCAUGCAACCACUUGCACGAAACAUAUUAAGAAAAUGGUUUACUGAAGGAAAAUCAAUACCCGGCUGUUUUGUUUUUUCAUCGAUUUAGUAUAACAAAGCAGUUUCGAUUUAUUUUGUGCAUCCGGAAUUAGUAAUAAUCAGCAAUAAUGCUUGCCUUUCUCCAUACAAAAGUUGUAUUGGCAACGGCAACAGUAAACUCAUGCAGACUUCAAUCAAGGAGUUUAGCAUCGGCAGUGUCCACUUUGAGAGAACAGUUACAACAGGAGCUGAAAGAAAUUGAAUCCGCAGGAACGUACAAGAAUGAAAGAGUCAUUACAACCAAGCAGGGGACAGAAGUUAGCGUGGAAGGAAGUACGAAGGGAAAAUUGCUUAAUUUCUGUGCAAAUAAUUAUCUAGGACUCUCGUCUCACCCGGAAGUUAUUAAAGCUGGGAAACAAGCCUUGGAUCAGUAUGGUGCAGGAUUAUCUUCGGUUCGAUUCAUUUGUGGAACUCAAACUAUUCACAAAGAACUGGAAAGAAAAAUAGCGAAAUUUCACGGACGCGAAGAUGCCAUAUUAUACGCGUCUUGUUUCGACGCAAAUGCCGGAAUUUUUGAAGUUUUGACAACUCCAGAGGACGCAAUUUUAUCCGACGAGUUGAACCAUGCUUCCAUCAUUGACGGAAUUCGCCUCGCCAAGGCGCAAAAGUACCGCUACAAGCAUAAAGACAUGUCCGACCUAGAGUCAAAACUCAAGGAAUCUCUCGACAAAGGGACUCGUCGUCGCUUCAUCGUGACGGAUGGGGUCUUCAGCAUGGACGGAAAUGUCGCCCCUCUGCCUGCGAUUCAAUCCUUAGCAGAAAAGUAUAACGCUGUCGUUUUCGUGGACGAGUGUCACGCCACGGGUUUCUUUGGAAAGACGGGUCGUGGGACGGAAGAGUAUUUGGGGUGUAAAACUCCCGUAGACAUUAUCAACUCCACGCUGGGCAAGGCGCUGGGAGGGGCGGCCGGAGGAUACACAACUGGACCCAAGGAAAUUGUGGAUCUGUUGAGACAAAAAUCGAGACCGUAUCUAUUUUCGAAUAGUUUGCCCCCUCCUGUUGUAGCUUCGAGUUCAAAGGUGUUUGACUUGCUCAUGACCUCGUCCGACCUAACGCAAAAAGUGGCCAGCAACACGAAGCAGUUUCGUGACGCUAUGACCAAGGCUGGAUUUACAAUUUUGGGUGAAAACCAUCCAAUUUGUCCCGUUUUUAUUGGCGAUGCUAAACUUGCUUCGUCAAUGGCAGAGAAAAUGCUGGCGGAAGGGAUCUACGUGAUAGGAUUCAGCUUCCCCGUCGUGCCCAAAGGGAAAGCUCGAAUACGCGUCCAAAUCUCUGCCGCACAUCAGCCCCACGAGAUUGAAAAACUUAUUCACGCCUUCACUAAGGUCGGAAAAUCUCUGCAGCUCAUCUCAUAAAUACGAUUAAACAACCCGUCCCAUCAAUAUUGUACUUGAUAUUAUGCGAAAUAAUAAAAAAACAACAAUAUUUUCUCACGA
This is a messenger RNA of Folsomia candida, 1728 nucleotides long. RefSeq names its product 2-amino-3-ketobutyrate coenzyme A ligase, mitochondrial (gene Gcat). NCBI's taxonomy places the organism in Eukaryota, Metazoa, Arthropoda, Collembola, Entomobryomorpha, Isotomidae. The record is from RefSeq and is a predicted model, not a curated record. Gene Ontology annotation, biological process: L-threonine catabolic process; biosynthetic process. Gene Ontology annotation, molecular function: pyridoxal phosphate binding; glycine C-acetyltransferase activity. The transcript is spliced from 8 exons. Bases 361 to 1647 code for a protein of 428 amino acids.